Molecule: messenger RNA, 4658 nt
Organism: Lampris incognitus (smalleye Pacific opah)
Lineage: Eukaryota; Metazoa; Chordata; Actinopteri; Lampriformes; Lampridae
Gene: scyl1
Product: SCY1-like, kinase-like 1
Biological process (GO): protein phosphorylation
Molecular function (GO): ATP binding; protein kinase activity
Source: RefSeq, a predicted model, not a curated record
UUCCGUGGUGUAUGUGUGUGUCUGCGUUCUUGAUGCGGUGCGGAGGAAGGGGGAGAUGUGGUCCUUUUUUGCGAGGGAUCCAGUCAAAGACUUCGCCUAUGAAAUUUUACCGGACACCCAAGAGACGUCUGGAAUAUGGACCCUUCACCGGGGAAAGCGAAAAACAAAUGGAGAACCCGUGUCUGUCUUCGUGUACGAGGUGGCUCAGGGAAUGGAACAGCAGACCCAGCUAGCCAAGGCUGCCUUCAAACGCAUGAAAACUCUCCGUCACCCAAAUAUCCUGGCCUAUGUUGAUGGACUAGAGACAGAGAAGAGCCUGUACUUGGUCACUGAGCAGGUCACCCUACUAGCCUCCCAUCUGAAGGCCCAGGCAGAGAAGGGUGUUUCUGGGGAGCUGGAGGUGUCCUGGGGACUGCACCAGAUAGUGAAAGCUCUGAGCUUCCUGGUGAAUGACUGUCACCUGCUUCACAACAACCUGGGAGUAUGGGCUGUGUUUGUGGACCGUGCCGGGGAGUGGAAGCUGGGUGCCUUGGAUCAUGUCACCCCUGAGCAAGGCGACCCGAGUGGGGCCUCCCCACCAGCCCCCAGGACCGUCUACCCUGACAUGGAAAAAUAUGACCCACCUGAGGCAAGCAGCAGCUCCAACGGAGAGAAAUGGGCAGGAGAAGUGUGGCGUCUGGGCUGCCUGAUUUGGGAGGUGUUCAAUGGGCCACUGCCUCGCGUCUCCUCCCUCCGUUCUCUUGGAAAGAUCCCCAAGGCCUUGGUCCCACACUAUUGUGAGCUGGUCGGAGCCAACCCCCGGACUCGGCCCAACCCAGCCCGCUUCCUUCAGAACUGCCGAGCCCCCGGAGGCUUCCUCAGCAACAGUUUUGUGGAGAGCAAUCUUUUCCUCGAGGAGAUCCAGAUCAAGGAGGCGGCAGAGAAGCAGCAGUUUUUCCAGGAUCUGAGCGACAAUCUUGACUUUCCAGAGAACUUCUGUAAACACAAAGUCCUGCCACAGCUGCUCACAGCCUUUGAGUUUGGCAAUGCAGGCGCCGUAGUCCUCACACCCCUCUUCAAGUCCAUGCUGUUGCUGGCGCCAAAGCUGAACGAGACCAACCUGAACCAGGAGCUGAUGCGCCACUUUGCCAGGCUACAGGCCCGAGACGACCAGGGCCCGAUCCGUUGCAACACCACCGUCUGCUUGGGCAAGAUCGCCUCCUACCUCAAUGCGGGGACCCGCCAGCGUGUGCUGAUCUCUGCCUUCUCGCGGGCCACCAAGGACCCUUUCCCAGCCUCACGCUCUGCCGGUGUGUUGGGCUUCGCUGCUACACACAACUUCUACAGCUUGACGGAGAUUGCCGCGCGCAUCCUGCCGACUCUGUGCACCCUCACUGUUGACCCCGACAAGGGUGUCAGGGACCAGGCUUUCAAAGCCAUCAGGAGCUUUCUGAGCAAACUGGAGACCGUCUCAGAAGACCCGGCCAAGCUGGCUGAGAUAGAAAAAGAUGUCACAUCCUCAGCUCAGCCAGCAGGAGCAUCUUCCAGCUGGGCGGGUUGGGCGGUGACCGGCGUCUCCUCGCUGACCUCCAAGCUGAUACGCAAUGCUCCAGGAACGGAGGGGGGCCUCGCGGUAGAGAACAGCGGGCCAGCCGUCGCCACCGGCCCUUCAAGUGAACCUGGUGCAACACCUGCCGCUGGCUACGAAGCCAAAACACCACAGGCCUCAUUGACUCACCAUGCUGCCUCUAGUCAUGCCAACCAGCCAUCAGCUCUGGAACUAACCAACAAGGACGAUGAGACUGUAGUAAACCGCUGGGAUGACGAGGAGGACUGGGGAAGCUUGGAGGAUCCAGACAAAGCUCACACAGAUCCAGACGACUGGAACACCGAUUGGUCCGGACUGUCGUCGUCCAGAAAGAAGGCCAGUGACAGAGGGGUUGGCCGCUCCUCUGCCUGCUCCUUAGCGGUGAAAAAGCAGAGCUCUGAUUGGAGCAGCUCGGGCUGGGAUGCCGACGACAGCUGGUCCAACGAGAAGGAGGGCCAGGGUCAGAGUUCACCAGGUGAGGAGGGCUGGGGCAAUGACUGGGGGGAGGAGGAUGAGGAGGGGGAGAUGACCAACAAAACCCUCCCCCUGCCCGAAGGGGUGCGGCUGACCAGCGAUUAUGACUGGGACAGCAGCAGCAGUGCAGCCAAAGCAGCCUGCCAGAACGACCUGUUCAUCGGUGUGUCCCAGAGGACUGCGGUCAGUGCCGUCACAACCGAGACUGGAGAUGGCUGGGCCACUGAGGCAGCAGGAGAAUGGGGCAUCGAGGAGAGCUGGGAGUCUGUGGAUGGAAACCAAGGCCUCAGCAAGGCCGAGCUGUCCAAGAAGAAGCGGGAGGAGAGGAGGAAGGAACUCGAAGCUAAACGGGCAGAGCGUAAGGCAGCUAAAGGUCCUCUCAAACUGGGUGCACGCAAACUGGACUGACUGGGAGAAGACGGGAAGAGAUGGGGGGGGCAGGAGUAUGGGAGGGAAGAAUAUAAAGAGAACAAUGACUGGACCCUAGGAAAUGAAGCAUUCCAUGAAGAGAGCGGUGUCAGGGGUGAAGGUCGCAUCUGAUGGGGAUGUGAGCCUCCCUGAUGACACCAGACAGGCUGCUUGCUGGCUGAGCAGAAGAGUGGCACACUCUGCCACAUGAUUCUCAACCCGCUCCCCGAACUGAGGAACCAUUAGAUGGAAGUGGUAGUUCUUUACAUUCACGUCAGUCCAGUGCCCUCUGUGAGUAGAUUGUGGUGGGUGGGGGCUGGUUUAGUAAGCUGGAAGGGGUCCAUUCUUUCAGAGGAGAAGGCCUGAAACAGAGAGCCAUCGGAGAGAGUUCCAGAAAAGCGAGCGAAGGAGAGGGCAACACAAAGCUGGGCCUCUGGCUGCAGAGAGCCAGUCUGAUGAGACUAUCAGGGGAACUUGCACGUCACACAACAUGCAAAACUCCCCCACCUCACCUUUUUUUUUUAAGUACAAAAAUGUCAAUGUUGCAGAUGUAAAGUAAAUGUGUAUAUAUGCAUAUAUAUAUUGCGCAUCUUGUCUUGAAAACAUGAUGAAAUCACACUUUUUUUAAAAUCUAAAACUAUAUAGAGAGAGCGAUAUACAAGAAUUUCAUCAUCAAACAUGCUUUAUGCAGAAUCCUGUUCAACACACUUCAAGGAUAUGAAUGUGUUAGGUCAACCAUCACUAAUUGCAGAAUUAAGACUGUUAAAUUCUAGCCAUGCAUGCACGUACGUGUGAUUGUUCUUUCAAACAGCUUGAUGGCAAAGGGAUUUCAAAUGCCUUUCAAAUAUUUAUUUUGUUUCCUGAUACUAUGAUGCUGUAUCCUACUGUUCUGAAUCAUCCUGAUGGAUGAAUCUGUUGACGGGCCUUAUUUAGAGACAAAUAACAUACUUGGGCAACGCCGCAUAAUCAAACCGGCAGGAAACUCAAUUAAGUAGCCAAACCAACACUGGGUAAAAUGCUCUGGGUGAAGGGGAAACUCAGUUUGACCUUUUCACAUGGGCUCUGCUUCCAUAUUCAAUGAGUUUCAGUUGUUUUGUGAUGGCUUUAUGAGAGAGAAAAAAAGGAAAAUUAUUUAUUCUCACGGUUUUAAAACAUCAUUGUAUCUGUUUAAUCCCAUGUAUUCAAGAAAAGACCAAUGGAUUCUCCUUGGGAAAAACCUGCUCUGUACCAAAAACAUGAGUGCAGUAUUCAAUGAUUUCAGGUUAGGAGAAAUCGAGGUGGUUUUUCCAUUUUAUUUGUGCCUUUGUUUGAUUGUAGCGCUAUAGGGUCAACUUCAGGCACUAAUUCUCAAUGCCCGAACUGAACUGAAUCAUGACACCUUUUACCACAACCCGACAGUCCAGGUCUGAUGUAUACGUCAGUUGUACUUCUAGUGUUGGUGAUAUGCCUUAUGAAGUGCGGUAUAGAUGUAAACGGAUCUGCAGCAUUGGAACCAGUGCUCCUAACAGGGUGGUCAGGCAAGGGAGUAUACAGCAUCAUCCCUGAGUUUCUUUUCUUCUUAUUAGUCAACAUAUCCUGAAUUUUUAAUUCCGUGAUGGAGGAAUAAUGGAUGCGCUGUUUUACAGAGCGACUUAAAUUUGUAUCUCAUGAGCCAGUCCCAAAAAUAAAAUGAUGGAAGUAAAACAAGCUGCAUGUUUCUUUUGAAUAAAAUGUUUUGUCUUUAGUAUCCUUACUCAUCCAUAAUUGUAGCUGACUAAUACAUUGAGGCUGAAGUGAUGUUUGAUCUGGGUAAAUGUCACCCGUUUUCACUCAGUUCUGCUGUUUAUGGUAUGUGGGUCAAGGAAAAUACAGAGCUAUUUUGCAGCACACUGGCCCAGUAUCCCCAGGCUGUGACCACCGAUAGUUAUGAAAAUGUUAACCUGAAGAGCCGCUCACUUGGUGUUACAAGCAUUCGAAUAUAUAUAUUCAAUUUCAAUUCAAUUCAACACUUUAUUGCAGACUCAGGGUCCAUAACAGACAAAGAAUUGGUGAGAAGAAGAAAAAAGAAGCCGUAAAAGAUAAGAACCAUGCCCAAUACAUAGAGUAAAUAUAUAUGUACAUAUAUACAUAGUAUAUAUAUAAAAUCCAGUGAUUCAAGUAAUUUCUCUAAUUCAGACAGUAUAAGCCUGUUUCAUGCUACAUGCAAGCUACACGUGUGCAUUAAAACUUG